This is a messenger RNA of Vidua chalybeata, 1878 nucleotides long. RefSeq names its product cyclic nucleotide-gated olfactory channel-like. Gene Ontology annotation, molecular function: intracellularly cAMP-activated cation channel activity; cGMP binding; protein-containing complex binding. Gene Ontology annotation, cellular component: plasma membrane; intracellular cyclic nucleotide activated cation channel complex. Gene Ontology annotation, biological process: monoatomic cation transmembrane transport. The record is from RefSeq and is a predicted model, not a curated record. NCBI's taxonomy places the organism in Eukaryota, Metazoa, Chordata, Aves, Passeriformes, Viduidae.
AUGACUGUGAGGCUGUUGCUUUGCCCUUGCUCCGUUCAGAACUCUGGCUGUGCCUGUCUCCUGUCCAGGAUGGUCCGGCUGGUGCUGGUGCUCAGGGACUGGGCCAACAAGAGCCUGCACGAGGAGCAGCAGAGGCCAGACCCCUUCCUGGAGCGUUUUCAAGGCCCCGAGCUCCUGACAGUGGCUGCAGGCGCUGGCGACGAGCUUGAGGAUGAGGAGACUGAGAAGUUAAACAAAAAGAGGAAAUGGCUCUUCUUUGUGCUGGACCCUGCAGGGGACUGGUAUUACCACUGGCUGGCUGUGAUUGCAGUUCCUGUCCUCUAUAACUGGUGCCUGCUCGUAGCCAGGGCUUGCUUCACUGACCUGCAAAAGACCUAUUUUGUGCUGUGGCUGGUGUUAGAUUACAUCUCAGAUGCCCUCUACCUCGGGGACACAGUGAUCCGCCUGCACACAGGAUUCUUGGAACAGGGCCUCCUGGUUAAGGACCUGAAGAAGUUACGGCGUAACUACAUCCACACGCUCCAGUUCAAGCUGGAUGUUCUCUCCACCCUGCCCACAGACCUGGCCUAUUUUUGGGUGGGACUGCACUGCCCUGAGCUGCGUUUCAACAGGCUGCUGCGCUUCUCCCGCAUGUUUGAGUUCUUUGACAGGACUGAGACCAGAACCAGCCACCCCAACAUCUUCCGCAUCAGCAACUUGGUUCUUUACAUCCUGGUCAUCAUCCACUGGAACGCCUGCAUUUAUUAUGCCAUCUCCAAGGCCAUAGGCUUCGGGGAGGACAGCUGGGUCUAUCCCAAUGUCACAGACCCUGAGUACGGGUAUCUGACCCGGGAGUACGUCUACUGUCUUUACUGGUCUACGCUGACUCUGACCACCAUUGGGGAGACCCCUCCGCCCGUGCGGGAUGAAGAGUACCUCUUCGUGAUCUUUGACUUCCUCAUCGGCGUCCUCAUCUUCGCCACCAUCGUGGGGAACGUGGGGUCCAUGAUAUCCAACAUGAACGCCACCAGGGCGGAGUUCCAGGCCAAAAUCGACGCCGUCAAACACUACAUGCAGUUCCGCAAGGUGAGCAAAGACUUGGAAACCAAAGUCAUCAAGUGGUUCGACUACCUGUGGACCAACAAGAAGGCAGUAGACGAACGGGAGGUCCUCAAGAACCUCCCUGAUAAGUUAAGGGCAGAGAUUGCCAUCAACGUGCACCUGGAGACACUGAAGAAGGUGAGGAUUUUCCAGAAUUGCGAGGCAGGGCUGCUGGUGGAGCUGGUGCUGAAGCUUCGCCCUCAGGUGUUCAGCCCGGGGGAUUACGUGUGCCGCAAAGGGGACAUCGGGAAGGAGAUGUACAUCAUCAAGGAGGGCAAGCUGGCCGUGGUGGCGGAUGACGGGAUGACACAGUAUGCUUUGCUCACUGCAGGGGGCUGCUUUGGUGAGAUCAGCAUCCUCAACAUCAAAGGGAGCAAAAUGGGCAACAGGCGCACAGCCAACAUCCGCAGCCUGGGCUACUCUGAUCUCUUCUGCCUGUCUAAGGAAGAUCUCAUGGAGGCAGUCACAGAGUAUCCCGAUGCCAAAAGGAUCUUGGAGGAGCGCGGCCGGGAGAUCCUAAUCAAGGAAGGGCUGCUGGAUGAGUCAGCUGCAGAGGAAAGCACAGAAGGGAAGAGCAUGGAGGAGAGGCUGGACAGGGUGGCCUCGAACCUGGACGUGCUGCACACCCGCUUUGGCCAGCUCCUGACUGAGUACAGUGAUGCCCAGAUGAAGCUCAAGCGGCGCAUCACUGCUCUGGAGUCCAAGAUGAGGCAGGAGGAACUGGAGGAUUUCUUCUCUGAUAGCUCAGACAGUCUGUUUGAGGAUGAGGAGAAAGCUUCACCUGGUGGGAUGCAGUGA